This is a messenger RNA of Adineta steineri, 465 nucleotides long. NCBI's taxonomy places the organism in Eukaryota, Metazoa, Rotifera, Eurotatoria, Adinetida, Adinetidae. The record is from the annotation of a GenBank genome assembly.
AUGGCUGCUUAUGAUGCUGAUGAUAUAAAAGUUCUCUUUUCGUUAUUUGAUGCUGAUCAAAAUGGUAAACUUGGUAAAAAUGAAGUUAAAGAACUUAUUGAGUUGGUUACUGGUGAAAGAAGUACAGAAGAUGAUCAAGCUAAAUUCAUGCAAUUUAUUGAUACAAAUAAAGAUGAAGUUAUAACAAUUGAUGAGUUUGAAGUUUUGGUAACUAAAUAUUUUCCAAUGACUCCACUUGGUGUACGAAAUUUAUUCAAGACAUUUGAUUCAAAUGGAGAUGGUUUUGUCGAUAAAGAUGAAUUCAAUCAAGUAAUCAAAGAUAAAGCUGAUAAUCUUGAUGAACGAAAAAUAAAUUUUUUCAAAAAAGUUUUCACACGAGAUGAUAGUGAUAAAGUUAGUUACGAACAAUUUAUUGAUAGUGCAACCAAACAUUAUCGAGAUUAUGUUGCUAAUCGAAAUAAUUAA